CUCAGUCUCUCCUCCGGGGCUGCUCACUAACUUCUCGUCGACACGCCACUUCAGUUCACAUUAUUUUUUGGUGCUGGAUACGACAAGCAGCGAGAAGAAGAAGAAGAAGAAGAAGACAUGGCUUCACUUCACAAAUCGCUUCUACCUUUGUUUCUUCAUCUCUGCCUUCUUCUCCACACGAGCGUGUGGGCUAAGGUGGAGGUGACUAUGCAGGAGAGUGUCGAGGUUUACCUGGAUGACUCGGCGCAGAUCCCCUGCCACUACAGCUUCACCGACAACAACGAGCCCAGCUUUGUCAUGAUCCAGUGGUUUGUGAGAGCUAAAACAAGCAGCUCACGGGUUCGUAUUUUCUACCUCGGUGGCAAUGAGCGGAUGGCGGACAACGACACUGAGUACACCACUCGCAUCAACGUGACUUCAGACCAGCACGGGACUCGACUCACCAUCCUAAACGUCCAGCUCUCAGAUCAGAGGGAAUUCUUCUGCCAAGUUAACGGUAUGGCUGCCGGGAACGCUGAGGGCAAGACCCACCUCAGAGUGUUUGCUCCUCCAGAGCCUCCAGUGAUCGAGGGGGUCCUGACUGGAAUAUCUGUGACCAAUGAGGUGCCUUCAAAGAUUGCAUCAUGUGAGGCUCAGAACGGUUUCCCUAAACCCAACAUCACCUGGUACAGGAACAACAUUCCACUGAUACCUGAAGCAGGACAUGUAAACGUGUUGAUCCUUUUCCAAGAGUUGUCCGGCUUCUACUCCCUCCAGAGCAUACUGGAGUACAAGGUGGCUAAAGAGGACAAAGACGCACAUUUCUCCUGUGAGGUCAGCUUCUUUGUCCCUGGAGCCAUCAGGACAGUGGAGUCCAGCAGCAUUAACAUCACUGUUCACUACCCCACCACCAUGGUGGAGCUGUGGAAGGACUUGCCCAAGGGCCUGGUCAAAGAGGGGGAUACUGUCGAGCUGCGUUGCCAGGGUGAUGGCAACCCCCCGUCGCCCUUCAUUUUCAACAGAGAACAAGAGCCGGAUUUGGACCUGGAGAGCAGCGGUGAUGUGUUGAUCCUGUCACCAGUGACACGGGUCGACAGCGGCAUCUACCAGUGUCGCCCUCUGGACGCAGAUAUUUACUCGGACGUCAAAGGAGAGAUGCAGCUGACUGUGCACUAUUUGGACCCGGCUGUGGUGGUCCCUAAAGACUCAGAAGUCAUGCUCAAAGGAGAAGACCUGACUGCUUCGUGCAACGCUCUGUCCUCCCUCAAAACACAAACUGUUUGGUACAAGAAUGGGCAACAGGUUGGCAAGGGGAACACGUUGCACCUGAGGGACGCCACCUAUGAAACAUCUGGAGAGUAUAUCUGCGAGGUGACGGUUCCCUCCCUGCCCGCCCUGCACACCAGUGGCUCCGUUCACAUCAUUGUCCAAGGCGGUCCUCAGAUGGUGGGAUUGGAGCAGGAGGUGCAGCUGGAGGAGGCAGCUGGCCGGAUGGUGAACCUGAGCUGUGAGGCUCAGGGUCAUCCCCUGCCGAGCAUCUCCUGGAACAUCAUCGGCAGCCAGAACUGGCAGGAGGUGGUGAUCAAGGCAAACGAGCACAUGACUCACAGCGUGGUGUCGGUCAAAGUCACCUCGGACGUUAGUGCUCUGUGCAACGCUUCAAAUGACAUGGGCACGGAGGUGAAAGCUUUCAGCAUCAAAGCCAUUCCCAGACUCACCUCCACUGCUCCCUUCUCUCCCGCUGAAGGCAGUGGGGUGAUCAUCGUGGUGAUCAUUCUGUGUCUGCUGCUGCUCGCCAUCCUCGGCAGCGUCCUCUACUUCCUGCACAAGAAGGGGAAGAUCCCCUGUGGACGCUCAGGGAAACAGGAGAUCUCCAAAGAGAAGACCACCAAAGAUGACAUUGUUGUGGAGAUGAAGAGCAACACAAAGACGGAGGAUACUGUCCUUCUAAAGGCUGUCAACGGGGACAAAAAGGGCCCCAACGAGCAGUAAAGCUGUGAUGUUGUGCAGCAGGAGGAAGCACACACGAAGCCGGCGGUCAGUGUGUGUGUGUGUGUGUGCACGUUGGAGCAGAGGAGACAACAAACAGAGGCUCCCACUGAUCUGAGACCUGCAGCCUGGACAUUCCCCCAUCAUGCUUUGUUCUGAGCAGUAUUUAGUAGAUUUACACACACACACACACACACACACACACACACACACACACACACACACACACACACACACACACACACUUCUUUGUACAGAUGUGUACUUUCUUUUCCUCCUUGAACAUUCGUUUUCUCCAUUUGUUUUGUAUGAUUUCCUCAAACUGUGUUCAGCUCUUUCUCGGCUGUGGUUCAGUGUGCGUCUUUGAUGAUGUCACGUACGCAUCGUCUGCUUUGGUUUUUUUUGUUUUUCUAUGAAAGUGUACAUAUUAUAUAUAUUUUGUUAUUUAAGAUAUUUUGGCACUCAGAUUCUCAGUCGAUUGGUAGCGUCUGGGUCAUGUGCAUGUUGAUCCGUGUUCAUGGGUCCAGGUGAGUUUCGGGACAGGAAAUGAUGUCAGAGACCAAACGCUGGCUGCUCCUCUGUGGCAGCUCUUUACUGACACACUGAGGGAGGGCUCGUCCGUGUGUUUGCUUUAGUUUGAUUAUGAUUGAUAUUAAAAAUUUGCCAAAAAUCAGUGAUGGACAAAGUCUCGUCAAUGACUCGUCAAUCAGACACACUGUCGGCCUUCUUCUGCAAACUGCUGUCAAGCCCUUGUACUGUUUGUAAAUACAUUUAGUGUACAGACCUGCUGGAGGUGGCCUUGGACUGUUUCUGAGGGUGAAAAGGUCAAAAGUUAGUGAUCUGCUGUGCCUGUUUUGGAGGAUGCAUCAUACACUGAAUUUAUUUUUUGUUUCAUUGGUUUGCUCUUUGUGUGUGUUUUUUUGUGUGUGUGUUUCCACUGAGAGCUAGUUGGGAUGAAGGACGGUUCCAGUGGUUCUGCGUGUUUCUGUGUUGGAUAAUGUGCACACAGCAGCUGACCAGUUUGUGAUAUCGAUGUUUUAUACCCUCUGCACUGCAGAUCAACAGCAUCAUCUGACUUUACUAAAGUAAUCUACCAGCAAACACUUUAGGUUUCAUUUCAAAGUUAGAUCAUUUUUCUUUCAGUCCGCUCUGCUUUACCACCAAACGACCACAAAUCUCCGACCUUAAUAAAAGCAGAAAUGGACGUGAAGCGGAUAUUGAACUCCAGAAAGUCUCUGGUUUCAAGGAAAUGAGCGUAAAGCAAUAACUGUGGAAGACAACUCCUCAGAGUUUGACAUGUAUUAUUUUACGUUCAACAUACAGAGAAAAACAUCAGAAAUCUGGUUUUGAAAGAAAGACUUCUUGGACAACCUUUGAAAAAAACAAAAACAGAAGAGUUGUUCACCAUUGAAUGUUAGUUUUUGAGGUAUUUGUAAAUUAAAUAUUAAAAAUCAGAUACAUUUAAAAAGAAAAUGACAAAAAAGUUUGUAUGAUGCUGCUGCCUGAACAGAGUGCAAAGAAAAAGCAAUAAAGGCAAAAAAGCCAAAUAUCAGGAUAAGAUAAUAAAGUAUCCAAAAAGAGAGAUCAGUUAAAGGAAUACUUUUUUAUCUUUUUUCAUAUUUUAAAUACAUACAACACAAAAAUGUAUGUUUUUUGUAAUUUUACAAAACAAAACAAGAACGCUAAAUUUCCACUGUCGUUAGUCCCAAAAAGAUGAAUCUUUAAAAAAGGUUACAAAGAGGCACAGACUGGUCAGGUGACGUGAUUCAUAGUGAACCAGCUGAAACAUGCGGACUCACCGCUGCGCUCCUUUAAAGGCCCGUGUUGUGAAUACGAUGUACUGAUUGCUCACUGUGUAGUUUAUCGUGUAAAGAUUGAUUUUGUUUCUGAGAGCGCUACGUUGCCCAGAAGACUUGCAGCAUUAACAAAGUAGUGACACUUUUCCUGCUUUCUUUUUUGUUUCCACUGAACCUUUGAGAAGUGAAAGUUGUAGAAAUAUCCAGGUACAGGACGUCCUCAGGCUAAAAGUUUGCGUACAUUUAGUGCGAUGCUUUUAUUUUGGUUUAGAAAAGCUGAAAGCGAUAGAAACAUUUCUGAUUUGAUACUUCAAAUGAAACGUUUUUGGUUUUUAAAUAUUUUCACCAGUUGGAAACCUAGUUUGAAACUUCACAUCGCAGUUUUGUUCUUUUUUUUUUUGUUGGUGUAAAUUAAGUACUGUACAUGUGAUUCUUUGAUGCUUGCGUUUUUUUAUAUAUUUUUUUGCAAAAAAUAAUGCCAAAUAAAAAGGUUUCAUUUAAAGAGA
This is a messenger RNA of Labrus mixtus (cuckoo wrasse), 4270 nucleotides long. RefSeq names its product melanoma cell adhesion molecule a (gene mcama). Lineage: Eukaryota; Metazoa; Chordata; Actinopteri; Labriformes; Labridae. The record is from RefSeq and is a predicted model, not a curated record. The transcript has 17 exons. Gene Ontology annotation, biological process: angiogenesis. Gene Ontology annotation, cellular component: plasma membrane. Bases 118 to 1971 code for a protein of 617 amino acids.